Molecule: messenger RNA, 2216 nt
Organism: Sorghum bicolor (sorghum)
Lineage: Eukaryota; Viridiplantae; Streptophyta; Magnoliopsida; Poales; Poaceae
Product: inositol transporter 4
Exons: 4
Coding region: 247-1971 (574 amino acids)
Biological process (GO): transmembrane transport
Cellular component (GO): membrane
Molecular function (GO): myo-inositol:proton symporter activity
Source: RefSeq, a predicted model, not a curated record
CCCUUCCUGAUGCCUCUCGCGUUGAAUUCCCGGUCCAUUCUCGACGACGACGACCCAACGGAGCUGCGAAUUCGAAUCUGGGGGCACCAACGGCGGCAACAGCCAAUCAGUCGCCGGUCCAUCGUGCUCUCGCGCCGUCAGGAGAAUAUUGCAGAAUCGAAGCUGGCGGCGAUCAAGGUGAAUUCCAGCAGAAAAGCCUUCCUGCCGCACAUCACAUCACAGGUCUUCUAAUCUGCGCCGCACCGCAUGGAAGGUGGCAUCCACAAAGCAGAGAGCACCGAGUUCAGGGACUUGCUCUACCUGACGUCAAAGCAGCCCUUCAUACUUCGCCUUGCCUUCUCCGCGGGCAUUGGUGGUCUCCUCUUCGGCUAUGAUACUGGCGUCAUAUCAGGAGCUCUCCUGUACAUUCGAGACGAUUUCGAGCAGGUCGAGAAAAGCACCGUGCUGCAGGAGACGAUUGUGAGCAUGGCGGUGGCGGGGGCAAUUGUUGGCGCCGGCGCGGGCGGCUGGAUGAAUGACCGGUUCGGGCGGCGGCCGUCGAUACUCAUCGCCGACAUGCUCUUCCUGGCCGGCUCUAUCGUCAUGGCUUUCGCGCCGGCGCCCCCGGUCAUCAUCGUGGGCAGGGUCCUGGUCGGCCUUGGCGUCGGGAUGGCCUCCAUGACGUCGCCGCUCUACAUCUCCGAGGCCUCACCGGCGAGGAUCCGGGGCGCGCUGGUGAGCACCAACGGGCUGCUCAUCACGGCGGGGCAGUUCCUCUCCUACCUCAUCAACCUGGCCUUCACCAAGGUGAGCGGGACGUGGCGAUGGAUGCUCGGAGUGGCCGGCGUGCCGGCGCUCCUCCAGUUCGUGCUCAUGCUGGCGCUGCCGGAGUCGCCGCGGUGGCUCUACAGGAAGGACCGGAAAAGGGAGGCCGAGGAGAUCAUGCGCAAGGUGUACCCGCCGGAGGAGGUGGAUGAGGAGAUCGAGGCGCUGAGGGCGUCGGUGGAGGCCGACAUGGCGCAGGAACGGUCCAUCGGCGGCGGCGGGCUCGCCGGCACGCUCAGGAAGGCGUUCGGCAGCGUGGUGGUCCGGCGCGGGCUCACCGCGGGCGUGCUCUGUCAGGUGGCGCAGCAGUUUGUGGGCAUCAACACCGUCAUGUACUACAGCCCGACCAUCGUGCAGCUCGCCGGGUUCGCGUCCAACAGCACGGCGCUGGCGCUGUCGCUCGUCACCUCGGGGCUCAACGCCGCCGGGUCCGUGGUGAGCAUGUUCUUCGUGGACAAGGCGGGGCGGCGGAGGCUGAUGCUGCUCAGCCUCACGGGCGUCGUGGCGUGCCUCGGCAUGCUGAGCGGCGUCUUCUUCGCCGUGGACAGCCACUCGCCGGACGUCAGCCUGGCCGGGACGGCGCUCUUCGGCGCCAACGGCACGUGCCCGGAGUUCGACCUCGCCGCCGUGGCCGGGGAGGAGUGGACCUGCACCCAGUGCAUCAAGGCUCCCUCCGAAUGCGGCUUCUGCGCCGCGGACACCGACAAGCUCCUGCCGGGCGCCUGCCUCCGGACGUCGGACGAGUCGCGGCGGGCGUGCCGGGCGGGGCGGCGCGAGUGGUACACGCGUGGUUGCCCGAGCUCCUUCGGGUGGCUGGCGCUGGUGGCGCUGGGCGCGUACAUCGUGUCCUACUCGCCGGGCAUGGGCAGCGUGCCGUGGCUCAUCAACUCCGAGGUGUACCCGCUCCGGUUCCGGGGCGUCUGCGGCGGCAUCGCGGCGGUGGCCAACUGGACGUCCAACCUGCUGGUGACGCAGACGUUCCUCAGCCUCACGCAGGCGCUGGGCACGGCGGGCACGUUCCUGCUCUUCUGCGGCGUGUCGGCGAUGGCCUUCCUGCUCAUAUUCCUUCUGGUGCCGGAGACCAAGGGGCUGCAGUUCGAGGAGGUGGAGCAGAUGCUAGGGAGCAAGGACUACAAGGCCUGGAAGAAGUUCAAUUCCAAGGCCUAAUAUAUAUCCGAUACGAUAGGGCUAAGCAGUUUGCGAUUGCUUUGCAUUUAUUCAUCUUUUAUUUAUUAAACUAAUUGUAGAGAAGCCAUAGACUAUAGGGUCAAUAGUUAUUUUGUGACAGAUCAAUAUUCUAGGUUUAGUCCUAACCCAGAAACUAUGAAAUGGUUUCCCUUAGGACAGUCUCGAUGGUAUAUGCUUAUUGUAAAUUUUGUCUCCCAAUUAAGUCAUUUGCUAAUGUUGAAAUA